GUGCAUCUAUCGUUAAAGAUGGUGACUGGGAGACCAAAGGGACCUCAGCCACACCGACUCUACCGCCACAGCUCCGCAUGGUGACACUGAAGGGUUCCAGUAUGGGCCGUUUGGGCUGGGUCCUCCUCACCCUCCCAGCCCUGCUUUCCCAGAUCAGUGUACCAGCAGCGGCCCAGAAGCCACCUGGGCUAAGUGUGGGGGUGAUCUUGGGUCAGACGAGGCCAAUCAGUGACCAGGAUAUAAUCCCGGUGAGGCGGAACGACGACCCUGUGGAGCUGACCGUCACCACCCUGAGAAUCAACCAGACAGACCCCAAGACAGUCAUCACACAGGUGUGUGAGCUGCUACAGAAGAAGCCUCUCCAUGGCCUUGUCUUUGCUGAUGGGUCGGACCAGGAAGCUAUCUCUCAGAUCCUGGACUUCCUGUCUUCUCAAACAUCACUUCCUGUCCUGGGGGUGUACGGGGGAUCCUCCAUGAUCAUGGCCGACAAGGAUGUGGAGUCUACGUUCUUCCAGUUUGGAGCAUCUCUGAUGCAGGAGGCGUUACUGAUGAUGAACAUCAUGGAGGAAUAUGACUGGCACAUCUUCUCUAUAGUCACCUCUAAGUUCCCCGGGUACCAGGAGUUUAUAAAUGUCCUGCGUGUGACGGUGGACCACAGCUUUGUGCGUUGGGACCUUCAGAGUGUCGUCACGCUGGACGCGGUGGACGGAGACGCCAACUCUAAAGCUCAUAUCCAGCUGAAGAGGAUCCAGAGUCCUGUAAUACUGCUGUACUGCUCCAAGGAGGAGGCUAGGUAUAUAUUGGAAGAGGCCAGGUCUCUGGGUCUGACUGGGUCGGGCUACAUCUGGAUCGUACCAAGUCUGACCACAGGGAACCCCGACUUCACCCCAGACAUCUAUCCUCUGGGGAUGAUCUCUGUGUCCUACAACGAGAUGGAGUAUCCCCUGGAGAGCCGCCUUAGAGACGGAGUGGGCAUCAUCGCCACGGCAGCCGUCACCAUGCUGAGGGAGAAAGGGGAGGUGCCAGAACCCCAAGGGAACUGCUACAGCCAAUCAGAGAAGGGAAAGACUCUGCCCAGCGCCCUGAGAGGGAACAUGAUGCACGUGACCUACGAAGAGCGGGACCUGUCCUUCACCGUAGACGGUUACCAAGCCAACCCCAAACUGUCCGUCAUUGUCCUUCAUCCAAAUAGGACAUGGGAGAAGAUGGGUCGUUGGGAGAAUGGGACCUUGUCUCUGAUGUUCCCGGUAUGGCCCAGGUAUAACUCAUGGGGAGACGAGGAGGCCGAUGAGAACCACCUGUCUAUCGUGACUCUGGAGGAGAAGCCCUUCGUCGUCGUUGACAACGUAGACAUCCUGACUGGGACCUGCAUGAGGAACUCUGUUCCCUGUAGGAAACAUGUUAAAGAUAACUCUACAGAAGGUGGAGGAUCCUAUAUAAAGCAGUGUUGUAAAGGGUUCUGUAUCGACAUCCUGAAGAAGAUCGCCCGGAACGUCAAGUUCACCUUCGACCUCUACCUGGUGACCAACGGAAAACACGGCAAGAAGAUCAACAACGUCUGGAACGGCAUGGUGGGAGAGGUGAUUCAAAAGAAGGCAGCGAUGGCUGUGGGGUCGUUGACCAUCAAUGAGGAAAGGUCAGAGGUCAUAGACUUCUCUGUCCCCUUCGUGGAGACGGGCAUCAGCGUCAUGGUCGCCCGGAGCAACGGCACCGUCUCCCCCUCCGCCUUCCUCGAGCCCUUCAGUGCGUCUGUCUGGGUGAUGAUGUUUGUGAUGUUACUCCUGGUCACGGCCGUCUCUGUCUUCCUGUUUGAGUUUGUCAGUCCACUGGGAUUCAACCGCAACUUGGCCCAGGGCAAAGACCCCCACGGUCCGUCGUUCACCGUUGGGAAGGCGGUGUGGCUGCUGUGGGGUCUGGUGUUCAACAACUCUGUUCCGGUUCAGAACCCUAAAGGCACCACCAGUAAGUUCAUAGUGUCGGUGUGGGCCUUCUUCGCCGUCAUCUUCCUGGCCUCUUACACAGCCAACCUGGCUGCCUUCAUGAUCCAGGAGGAGUUUGUAGACCAGGUCACGGGACUGUCUGACAACAAGUUCCAGAACCCGUAUGCAUACUCCCCUCCAUUCCGUUUUGGGACGGUUCCUAACGGUUCAACAGAGAGGAACAUCAGGAAGAAUUACCCCGACAUGCACGAGUACCUGGUGAAAUAUCACCAAGGAGGAGUACAGGAUGCACUGGUCAGCCUCAAAGCAGGUAAACUGGAUGCCUUCAUCUAUGAUGCUGCUGUGUUGAACUACGCUGCUGGCAGAGACGAUGGCUGUAAGCUGGUCACCAGCAGCGGGUACAUCUUCGCCACCACCGGCUACGGCAUCGCUCUGCAGAAAGGGUCGCACUGGAAACGACAGGUGGACCUGGCUAUACUGGCCAUCAUAGGAGAUGGUGAGAUGGAGGAGUUGGAGGCUAUCUGGCUAACGGGGAUCUGUCACAAUGAGAAGAACGAGGUGAUGUCCAGUCAGCUGGAUAUAGACAACAUGGCCGGAGUGUUUACAUGCUGGCUACAAGCCAUGGGCCUGUCUCUAAUUACCUUCAUAUCAGAACACCUCUUCUACUGGAGGCUGAGAUACUGUUUCACUGGAGUCUGUAACGGACGACCUGGUCUGCUCUUCACCAUCAGCAGGGUAAGACUGAAGG
Molecule: messenger RNA, 2688 nt
Organism: Oncorhynchus kisutch (coho salmon)
Lineage: Eukaryota; Metazoa; Chordata; Actinopteri; Salmoniformes; Salmonidae
Product: glutamate receptor ionotropic, NMDA 2A-like
Biological process (GO): monoatomic ion transport
Cellular component (GO): membrane
Molecular function (GO): ligand-gated monoatomic ion channel activity; signaling receptor activity
Source: RefSeq, a predicted model, not a curated record